Molecule: messenger RNA, 4032 nt
Organism: Hevea brasiliensis (rubber tree)
Lineage: Eukaryota; Viridiplantae; Streptophyta; Magnoliopsida; Malpighiales; Euphorbiaceae
Exons: 23
Coding region: 243-3785 (1180 amino acids)
Biological process (GO): regulation of exocytosis
Cellular component (GO): plasma membrane; cytoplasm
Molecular function (GO): myosin II binding; syntaxin binding; GTPase activator activity
Source: RefSeq, a predicted model, not a curated record
AGCCCCAUUUGUUUGAUGGGUCCCUGCCUACUUUCUUCUGUGGCUAAAGGCAAAACCUUUCACCUUAACGACCAACGAACAACCAGUCAUCCGCUUCGGAUCACCGUCGAUCAUCAAACCCAAAGCGCAAAUUCCCAAUGAAAAUCUCCUCAUUAUCUUCUUCAAUUACGUGAAAUAGACUCGAACUCAAUCUCAAUCUGAAGCAGCAGCUUGUAACAUCUACUCUUCUAUUCAAUUUCACCAUGCUCGCCAAGCUCUUCCAGAAAAACCCCGCCCAAUCUCCACUCUCUGCUAAGGUGGUGGAGGGAAAUGUGGAGAGAGUAGUUUUGAGACCUCAAGAUAUAAAUCCACGGAUUGAUGUUCACUGUGGGAUCCCUUCUACCGCUUCCAUUCUUGCUUUUGAUCCCAUUCAAAGCCUCUUAGCAGUUGGAACUCUGGAUGGUAGGAUAAAAGUGAUUGGUGGUGAUAACAUUGAAGCGCUUCUUGUGUCUCCUAAAGAAUUACCUUUUAAGAACUUGGAGUUCCUGCAAAACCAGGGUUUCCUAGCCAGUGUCACUAAUGAAAAUGAGAUUCAGGUGUGGGAUUUGGAGCGAAGGCGACUAGCUUCAACUUUACAAUGGGAGUCCAAUAUAACUGCAUUCUCUGUUAUAUGUGGCACAAGUUACAUGUAUGUUGGAGAUGAGUAUGGGAUGGUUUGUGUGUUAAAAUAUGAUGCUGAAGAAGUAAAACUUAUCCAGCUUCCAUAUUAUGUUCCCCCAGAAGCAAUAGCUGAAGCAUCUGGGAUGUCCUCCCCUAAUCAGCACUCUGUUGUUGGACUGCUCCCUCAACCCGCAUCUCAAGGAAAUAGAUUGUUGAUUGCAUAUGAUGAUGGCUUAAUUAUUCUCUGGGACGUUUCUGAAGAUAAAGUCAUUCUGGUUAAAGGCAAUAAAGAUCUCCAAUUGAAGAGUAAAACAUUGGCUGAUUUUCACAAAAGCAAGGAACAAGAGCUUUCAGAUGGUGUGUCAGAAUAUGAGCACAUGGAGAAAGAAAUAAGCUCUCUCUGUUGGGUAUCUGCAGACGGGUCAGUUCUUGCUGUUGGUUACAUCGAUGGAGAUAUAGUGUUGUGGAACCUAUCAACCACUGCAUCUGAUAAGAAAACUGAAAAAUCAACUGAUGUUGUUAAGCUGCAAUUAUCCUCCGUUGACAGAAGACUCCCUGUUAUUGUUUUGCAUUGGUCUGCAGACAGUUCACACAAUGAUUCCUGUGGUCGGCUCUUUGUCUAUGGUGGAGAUGCAAUUGGGUCUGAAGAAGCUCUAACGAUUUUGAGCAUUGAUUGGUCUUCUGGGAUUGAAACUUUUAAGUGCAAUGGGCGUAUAGAUCUUACUCUUAAUGGUUCUUUUGCCGAUAUGGGUUCAUUACUAAGUGAUGGUGUGAGCAAAACUGGAGGUGCUUUCAUAUUGACAAACCCAGGACAGCUGCACUUUUAUGAUGAUGCUUGCCUUGCUUCGUUAUUGUCCCAGCAACAGAAACAAAACUCUGUUUCUUCAAUGGAGUAUCCCACAGUCAUACCAGUUAUUGAACCUGGCAUGACUGUGGCAAAGCUGGGUUUGAUAUGUAGAGAUGGGAAGUUCUCAAAGGCUUUCUCUAAGACAAUUUCUGCUGCAAAACUUCAGGCAGCACAUACACCAAGAAGUGUGAAUUGGCCUCUUACUGGUGGGGUUCCUAGCCAACCCCUCAAUGUGGAAAAUUAUCAGGUUGAAAGAGUAUAUAUAGCAGGUUACCAAGAUGGAUCUGUUAGAAUAUGGGAUGCCACAAAUCCAACCUUUUCACUUGUUUAUGUUUUAGGACCCGAGAUUAAAGGUAUCAAUAUAGCUGGUGCAAGCGCAUCAGUAUCUGCAUUGGAAUUUUGCUCAUUCACUUUAAGUUUAGCUGUUGGCAAUGAACUUGGUAUGGUUCGUCUAUAUAAGCUAAUGGGGAGUACAAAUGAAUCGCAUGUGUACUUUAUCAAAGAGACUGAAAAAGAAGUUCACACUUUGCACAAAGGGGAUUGGCCUCAAUGCACAGCUAUCUUUUCCUUCCUCAGUUCUCCAAUAUGCACUUUACAGUUUGCAAAUCGUGGAACCAGACUUGCUGUGGGAUUUCACUGUGGCAAGGUGGCAAUGCUUGAUAUUAGUGAAUUGUCAGUGUUAUUUCUUACCGACAGUGUAUCCAACUCUAGGUCACCUGUCAAGUCUCUGGCUGUGAAGUCAAUUUCAGAUGCUAUUAGCUCAAUAAGUAAUCCGGAGCACAUUGAGUCCAACCGCAAGGCAGAUUAUGUGAAUUGGGAAUUGUUUGCAAUGACCAAAGAUGCACAUGUUGUUGUUAUAGAUGGCAACACUGGCAGUAUAGUAUGCUAUCAAUCACUGCAAUCUGAAAAGGAAUUGUCUAUAAUUUCUAUGCAUAUCAUAGAUGGUGGCAACUUAGUCUCUGUAGUGUCCAGCAAAAAAGAUCCAUUAGACUCAACUCAGACGAAUGAAACUAAAAGUGAACCUGAUCAGGGUGUCACUCAAUGUGGAAGUACUCCACUUGACGUUGACCGUGAGACCUCUGCUGAAACUGCCUAUUCUAGGCAGAGAGUAGAAAAUAUUAUUCUUCUGGUUUGUUGUGAGGAUGCAUUGCAUUUAUACUCUAUGAAGUCUUUGAAAGAGGGCGAUAGUAAUCCUAUUCGAAAGGUGAAUCUUUUGAAACCAUGCUGUUGGACUGCAACCUUCAAGAAGAAUGAUAAAGAGUGUGGGCUCAUUGUUCUCUAUCGGUCUGGUGUGAUUGAAAUAAGGUCUUUGUCAGAUCUUGAAGUGCUAGGAGAAAGCUCAUUAAUGUCGAUUUUGAAGUGGAACUUUAAGACUAACAUGGAGAAGACAAUGUGUUCAUCUGACACUGCACAGAUUAUGCUGGUAAAUGGGUGUGAAUUUGCUUCUGUCUCUCUUCUGCCCAGUGAAAAUAUCUUCAGGAUUCCAGAAUCAUUGCCUACCCUACAUGAUAAAGUCCUUGCCGCUGCUGCUGAGGCCCCUAUCAGCUUAUGUCCCAGUCAGAAGAACGUACAGGUUGCUCCAUCUGGGAUUCUAGGUGGUUUCGUUAAGGGUCUCCAAGCUGGUAAAGGGGAACACAAUAUGGAUCUUCCUGAAGUUUGCAAGAAUAACUUUUCACAUUUACAAGCCAUAUUUUCCAGUCCCCCAUUCUUAAAGCCUUCUCUGGACAUCAUGGAUAACCAGAAAGUUUUGGAGCUAAACAUAGAUGAUAUUAAUAUUGAUGAACCUCUUGUUGUCUUGCCUUCAUCAGAGAUGGGUAAGAAAGAUAUAAAGGGUUUAACACUAACCACUUUAUACUCUGGUAUAUGUGUAAACUUUUGGAUGUGCUUAAAUGAUCUUGUUUUGGUUUUGCAGAUAAAGGAACAGAAAGGGGAAGAUUAUUUGAGGGUGCAACUUCUGAUUCAAAGCCAAGACUUAGAACAGCUGAAGAAAUUAAGGCCAAAUAUAGGAAGGAGGAUGCUUCUGCUGCAGCUGCACGUGCAAGGGACAAGCUUGCAGAACGUGGGGAAAAACUUGAGAGGCUCAGUCUGCGCACCGAAGAGCUGCAAAGUGGGGCUGAAAACUUUGCAUCAAUGGCAAGCGAACUUGCCAAACAAAUGGAGAAACGUAAAUGGUGGAACAUAUGAGAGCCUCAUACCUAUAAGUUCCAAGUUGUGCUUGGAUUCAUUAAUCAGCUUCACUUUCCCAGAAACAGUCUCAUUGAUCAUUCUUUUAUGGUUGGAUGUGAUAAUAUAUCCUUAAGGAUCUAUAAGGCCUUUCGAUGGGCAUCGAUGUGAAGUCCAUGAUAUUUUUUAGGUUUCUUUGGUUCAUUAGUCCCUGACUAAGGCUCCAUAUCCUGAAUCUUGGAAACGAAUCUAAUACCAGUAAUUUAAAAGUUCAUUGGUAAUUUUUAGGAUUUUUAUUGUGAUUAUACCCAUUUGUGUAUAUCGUGACUGGUAAAUGUAUAACAUGAAUAUGUAUAAAUUAAAUCUCUCUCCCUCUCUCUCUA